UACGCGGCGUUUAUUAGUCAUUUAAGAAUGUGUGCUAUUUUCGUCUAAUAACUGCAUAACAAGAAACUUGUUUAAAUUAUUAAAUUAACUUGCUUACUAUCGUAUUUGUAUAAACAGACUUGGUUUCACAGGAAUGUGUGUUUAGGCCUGAAUUUAAGCAUUACAUUGUGUUGCUACGUUCUUUUGUUCGGAUCAAACUAGUUGAAGCUCAUACAAUUAUUGCUAAAUGUAAGAUCUUUUAAUUAUAUUAUAUUAUAAAUGUUAUCGAGGAUAUUGGAUGUGAUAUUAGUCAUACGAUUUGAUGUUAAACGAGAAAAGCGUCAGGCUAUUUAUUGCUAAGGUUGGUCCAUUCAAUUCCUUUUAGGAAGAGAGACGUAAUGCUACUGUACAACGUUCGGUUUACAGCCAGUAGCUAACAAUAGUAACGUUAUUCUUCAAUGGCGAAAUAUCGAUAGCCGUAGAGAUCCCACGAAGUGAAGCUGAACGGCAAUGUCUCGGGUCACAUGUCACCCCUACAUUAACGCCAAAGAAGACGGAAGAAUAACCCCUGAAAGAAAAUUUAAAAGCGGCGUAACAUUAAGCAAGCCGGAUUGGCUAGCUAACCAACUGGCUAGCUGGAGGCAGCAGCUAACGUUAGCCAGUUGAGUUAGCCAUUCUCGGACGUUCCUUAUUAGCUAACGAUAACUAGCUGCGUCUUCGAAGGGCCUGACCAAUGGACAGGGGUUGUAGAGGGGCUGCCGCCCCUUCUGGCACAGCAAUACAAGUGUGCUUUCCGGAAGUGCAAGGAGUGCUCCUGGAGAAGCUGAACCAGCAACGCGAGGAUGGCAUGCUGUGCGACCUUUCCAUCCACGUGCAAGGACAAGUGUUCAAGGCCCAUCGCUGCGUCCUUGCAGCGUCCUCACCCUACUUUCAUGACCAGGUCCUCUUGAAGAAUGUUACAACUGUGUCUCUCCCAUCAGUCAUGGACCCUCUAGCUUUCCAAAGUGUCCUGAGCUCUGCCUACACCGGGCAGCUUAGCAUAGUCCGUGAGGACAUCGUCAACUACGUCACUGUAGCUAGCUUCCUGCAGAUGUGGCAUAUCGUGGACAAGUGCACAGAGGUGUUAAAGCAGGUGCGCCCCUUAGUGGAACCAAGUCCAGUGGAAAUCACACCACCUCACGGAGGCUCGUCCAGGCACCAGUCCCCAAGUAGUUCAGACUGCUUCUAUGUAGAACAGGAGGACAAGGGUCGGGAGAAGGGCCAAGACUGCAUAUCAUCCCUAGAGAAAAGGUCCAGGGGCAUUGAGCAAAGGGGACCCCUGCCCCCCCUGGCUACCUGGAGGCGGCCACACCUGGCCUCCAGGUGGCGGGCUCGGUCGUCCCCGCAGUCUGAGUCCUUCAGCCAACCCCACCCACUGGGCUCUGGGUCUGUGUUCAGCCCUGGGAACAAUGAAGAUCCUUCAGCCAGUGAGGGAGCCAGUGGUGGUAGUGGCCAUACACAUCCCUCUGGCCCUUUAGUACACAUGGGGAGAGGAUCAGAGACUGUUCCUACUCGGCUUGAAGGGCUUGCUGACCCUUCCCACUUGAGAGAGAAGACACGUCUGAAGGGAGCACUCGUGAGUCGUAAGAGACAGCCGAGCUGGGGCCGAGAGGGAAGGGAGGACGAAGUGCUCCAGGCAAGCCAGCCUGGUGAGAGGGGGAUCGAGGCAGAUGAAGGUGUAGGUGAAGGUUUAGAAGAGGAAAUCACAACGAAAACCCAAAGGGCACAGCGGUCUGGAGACUACACACCAAGCACGGCACCACUGGAAAGACGAACAGAGGCCUCUGAAAAGGAAGAAGGAGAGGCUAGGACUAACAUAGGCCUGCCAGACACUGCAGAGGACCGGGAGCCACUACCCUGUGGGUCUGGUCUGUGCCCACCUCUCCCUGCCCAGGAUCAGUGGCAGGCAAGUCCAUGGCUUCACCAGAGAGACUACAGAAGAGAGGAGGAGGAUGAGGUGGAAGAGGACAUGGACUUUCAGCACCUGGGAGAUGGUGUGUUCGGCAGGGAAACGUACGACGAAAUUGAGGAUGGGACUGGACAAGUGUCUCAAAGGCCCUUGUUGCCAUCCCCGGAUGACGGACAGUUCAUCCCCGGCCAGUCGGACCUCAGCUGGGUCGCCGGCAGCCAACACUCGCCAUCCUCCACCCCCUUUCAUCCCUCCGCCUCGCCCCCAAUCCCCUCUUCCUCGUCUCCACAGCCCAAUGCCACAGGCCCAUACACAGGAAGGCUCCACUUCUGUCACUGUGGCAAGGCCUACACACUGAAGAGCAUGCGCGACCGCCACGUGAAGAUGCAGCACCUCAAUCUCAGGCCCUUCUCUUGCCCCGUGUGCUCCAAAUCCUUCAAGAUGAAGCACCACCUCACCAAGCACCUGAAGACCCACGGCAGCGUGCGGCCCUACGAGUGCGGGCUGUGCGGGAAGAAGGUGGUCUGGAGGGACAGUUUCCUGCGACACCAGGCCCGUUGUGAGCGACUGACUAGAGCCGGAAUGGCGGUCACUGCAGACGAUGGAGCAGACGUUGGAGAUGAUGGGUACAUUCCACAUGAUGGUGAAAGCUUCCUGUCUGACAGUAGUCAUGUGAAAGUGGAAAAGAUGGACUUUAAUGGAGAAGAGGUGCCUGUUAUGGAUGGACUAGACCAUAUGGCAUUUCUGUCAGGUGGGGGCAGUAACUUAGCAACUCCAGGAAAGACACUGGAUGGACAUGUUUUAAAGCAAGAAGAAGGGGAGAGGUUUAGCUGACUUUAGAACAGAUCUAUGUUGACUAUAAGCACCUGCUUAAUAGCAGAUUUUAUGAAAUCUUAGCUACCAAAGUUAGAGACUAUCAUGAGCGUUUAUUCAGGAAGGGCCAAGGAAUGUUAACAUAUCCUUAUUGGAGAAGUGACAAAAUAUAUGUUUUAAUAUCUGCAGAGGUUCAUAUUUGUAAAAUUGUGAAUAAUUCUUAAAAGGUUGUGUUUUUUUAGAUGCACACUUCACUGUACACAGUUGAUGUAAAACCUUAUGUUAGCUGUCAUUCAUGUUUUAACCACAUCAUUUAUAUAUUUGCAUUUCACACAAUGUUUCAUUUGUUUUGGCUCUGUCUGCUUUUUUGGCUGAGUUGCUAUCAGCACGAAAAUAACUGGGAAACAGCUGUACAGUCUGAACUUGCUUUUAGGAGGUAUUUGAACAAUUAAUGUACACAUCUUUUGUGGAUUAAUGGUUAUCUUGGUUCUUCAAAGUGCUGCAUCUCUGUUAUACAAGAACUACCUAAAGGUCUGCUCUCUUCACAAAUGUAAAUAGUUUACACACCUUAGCAUUUGACAACUUAUUCCUAUUCCAAUUCAUUAAAUGUACUGCAUUUAUUGACCUCACUUACAGUUUUUAACUGAAGACCCACAUGAUUAUUGUCAGUCUAAAAGACUCCAUAAUGGUUACACGGUCAUUUUACUCCAUUUUAUCAAUACGGUUUUGGUCCUUAUAUUAAAUCAGUACCAUCUGA
Clupea harengus (Atlantic herring) is the source of this 3497-nucleotide messenger RNA. It is a transcript of the gene zbtb22a, whose product is annotated as zinc finger and BTB domain containing 22a. The record is from RefSeq and is a predicted model, not a curated record. Lineage: Eukaryota; Metazoa; Chordata; Actinopteri; Clupeiformes; Clupeidae. Gene Ontology annotation, biological process: regulation of transcription by RNA polymerase II. Gene Ontology annotation, molecular function: RNA polymerase II cis-regulatory region sequence-specific DNA binding; protein binding; DNA-binding transcription factor activity, RNA polymerase II-specific.